GGCGACCAGCCCUCCCCUCAGUUCUCCAAGCUCGGAGUCAGACCCCUCGCUGCAGAUGUAAGGAGCUUCUUACCAAGUCCAAAGAUCAGAGUCAACGUUUCCUCAGAAAGAGCGGAAAAUGCCGAGCCCGUCGCAGUCUCCCUGAAGGCCACGGCACAGCGACGGCAGCUGCACGGUCCUCCUCUCUCCCGGAAAAGCCCCAAGUGUCCUGGUUUCUCUCCAAGGACACUGAGAGAAAACAUCGCCACUUACAGGAAAAUGAAAACGUAUUUUAUCGUUGCAAGAUGCUGAGAGAGAUUUGGGUCCAGGAGAGUAAAUUUUCAUGGUCUGAAGGAGUUCACUUUGGCCAGGCAUGCAGGAUUCGGAUGUAGAAGCCGCCGUGAGCAGGGCUUGCGCCCGUCCCUCGUCGCUCUCCUCUUCGAAGACUCCAAAACAGCACAGCUGGGCUCCUUCCUCUCGGGUCAUGCACGUUUGGAACUGGCCCUGAAGCAGCAGCAGCCUCCCUUCCCCGCGUGGCGUCGCGUCCCAGUCCCUCCUCCGCAGCAGUAGCACCAUCGACUUCUCAGCCAUGGGUCAGACUUCGUCUGCAUCCUCUCAUUCCGAGGCUCAUGAUUUGGCCUCCAGCAUUGACACAUGUCCUAAGAAUCUCAAGAUGGAAAGCAAAAUCGUCUCUGAGGAAACCGUCACUUUGAUUCAAUCCUACUUGGAGGCAGGAAACCUUCACGGAGCAGUUAUUACAAUAAGUGAGGCUCUCAGAGGCAUCUAUACAGCCCCGCUGAACAUUGCGGUGGCAGGGGAGACUGGGUCAGGGAAGUCCAGUUUCAUCAAUGCCCUGAGGGGUGUGGGACAUGAAGAGGAAGGAGUAGCCCCCACGGGGAUGGUAGAGACAACCAUGAGCAGAACUCCAUAUGAACACCCAAAAUUUCCCAAUGUGACACUAUGGGACCUGCCUGGCAUUGGGUCCACUGCAUUCCAACCACAAGAUAAUCUGAAGAAAAUAAAGUUUGAGGAAUAUGACUUCUUCAUUAUUGUCUCUUCGGGAUGCUUUAAACAUAGUGAUGCAGAGCUGGCCAAGGCUAUUGCACAAAUGAAUAGGAGCUUCUACUUUGUUCGAACCCACGUAGACGUUGAUAUAAUGUUCCUAAGAAAGAAUUAUCCUAGGAGAAUCAACAGGCAGACAGCUUUAAAACAGAUUCGAAAUAGCAUUUCAAGUGUGCUUCGGGAGGUUACCCAACAGGAGCCGCCCGUCUUCCUGGUCUCUAACUUUGAUGUCUCUGAGUAUGACUUCCCAGAGCUGGAGGCCACCCUCCUGCGGGAGCUCCCGGCCCACAAGCGCCAUGUCUUCAUGCUUACUUUGCCAUCCAUCACCGAGGCCAUCAUAGAUCAGAGGAGAGAUUCCCUAAAGCAGAAGAUCUGGCAGGAAUCCCUGAAGCCUAAGGCCUGGACCGUCUUUCCAUUUAGAGGCUGGACCAACACUGACAUGGAGAAGCUUGAGGAGAGUUUGAAUCUCUACAGAGCUUACUUUGGCCUGGAUGAUGCCUCAUUGGGACGCAUGGCUGAGGAUUUGCACCUCUCGGUGCAGAAGCUCAAGGAGAACAUGAAGUCUCCACAUUUGUUUUCGGUAGAGAAGGACGAGGCCGUAACAGACAAAGUGUUGAAGUGCGCUCAGCAGGUUUACUUUUCAAAGACUUACUAUUUGCAGAAUCACUUCAUUGAUAUUGUGGCAAAUGAUGUUAAAACUCUCCUCAGUGAAGAAGAGCUUUUCACAGAGCAUCAUCUACUGCACCCAGCCAGGGGUCACCCUUGCUCCUCAGGGCCUUCUCCUUCCAUGACUCAGCUUCUGGCCUCCAGCCUCGACACAUUCUUUAAAAACUUCAAGAAGGACAACAAAAUCCUCUCAGAAGAAACCAUCACUCUGAUCGAAAGCCACCUGGAGAAUAAGAAGCUGCAGGGAGCAGCUGCGGUAAUCAACGAUGCCCUGAGAGACAUUGAGAAUGCCCGGCUGAACAUUGCUGUAACCGGGGAGACCGGGGCAGGGAAGUCCAGUUUCAUCAAUGCCCUGAGGGGUGUGGGACCUGAAGAGGAAGGAGCAGCUCCCACGGGGGUGGUGGAGACAACCAGGAAGAGAACGCCAUAUGAACACCCAAAGUUUCCCAGUGUGACCAUAUGGGACCUGCCUGGCAUCGGGUCCACUACUUUCCAGCCGCAAAAUUAUCUAACAGAAAUGAGGUUUGGGGAGUACGACUUCUUCAUUCUCAUCUCUGCUACUCGCUUUAAAGAAGUCGAUGCACAUCUGGCCAAAGCCAUCGCAAAGAUGAAUAUGAAUUUCUACUUUGUCCGAACCAAAGUAGAUAAUGACAUAAGUAAUGAGCAAAGGGGUAAACCUAGGACUUUCGACAGGGAGAAUGUCUUAAAGAAAAUUCGAGACGACAGUUCAAAACAUCUUCAGGCUGCCCUGUCCAGGGAGCCGCCCGUCUUCCUGGUCUCUAACUUUGAUGUCUCUGACUAUGACUUCCCAGAGCUGGAGGCCACCCUCCUGCGGGAGCUCCCGGCCCACAAGCGCCACGUCUUCAUGCUCUCCUUGCACAGUGUCACGGAGGCCGCCAUCGACCGCAAGAGGGACUUCUUGAAGCAAAAAGUGUUUCUGGAGGCCCUGAAGGCUGGAGCCUGGGCCACCCUUCCACUCGGGGGCUUGAUCAGAGACAACGUGGAGAAUCUGGAGAAGACCUUGAAUCUCUACAGGUCUUACUUUGGGCUGGAUGAUGCGUCAUUGAAAAACAUUGCCAAGGAUUUUGAAAUGUCGAUAAAUGAUCUCAAAGCAUACAUUAAGUCACCCCAUUUGCUAAAAGAAGAAAAAGAUAUGCCCUUAGAAGAAAAACUAUUGAACUGGAUUGAGCGCAUUUCCUCAGUUACUGGGGGACCACUGGCCACUGGCCUUUACUUUAGAAAGACUUUCUAUUGGCAAAAUCAUUUCAUUGAUACCGUGGCAAGUGACGCCAAAGCUCUGCUUAAUAAGGAAGAGCUUUUUACAGAGAAGGUGGGAUCACCAGAGCUACCACCACUGACUGUCCUGAAGCAAUGAUGGAACAUUGAGGCGCAAAUGCCAGCGCAUGCCUGUCCUUGGCUGCCAUGGGACACUCACAUAGCUGACUCUUAAGUAGCAGGCAUUUUCUGUGAAGUUAAAGAAAAAAAAAAGGUUAAUUACUUUCACUAUGGAAAAUGUUCAGCUCUUCUAUUGUAGUGGAAGAGCCUUUGACAGUAUAGAAAUGAGUGAGAACAACUCUUUUCCAGUAAUUGUCUUUGUUUCGUUUUUACUUGGCAUACAAUUUGUUUUUCUUGAUUCCCAUGCCCCUCUUCUAUCCCGGAUACCCCUCCGCCAACUUCACCUUCCCCCAGUAUUCAUUAAAUCUUAUGCGCAGAAACACA
Molecule: messenger RNA, 3426 nt
Organism: Jaculus jaculus (lesser Egyptian jerboa)
Lineage: Eukaryota; Metazoa; Chordata; Mammalia; Rodentia; Dipodidae
Exons: 5
Coding region: 569-3082 (837 amino acids)
Biological process (GO): cellular response to interferon-beta; defense response
Cellular component (GO): endoplasmic reticulum membrane
Molecular function (GO): GTP binding; GTPase activity
Source: RefSeq, a predicted model, not a curated record